AUGGUUACCGCAACUUUAGGAACUCCACAUGUUACUAGAGAGUAUAACCAUACAGCAGAGUGGCUAAAAUCUCCGAAAAUAGCAACAGCUUAUAGCCACGCUUCUUCAUGCGAAUGGCAAUGGACAAGCAUCUUUGUCGUAUCGUUGCAAGAAUCGAUCAAGGGACGAUGCUGAUGCCCAGGCCAAAGCAGGGUUGGCACAGGCGAAGACUGCACCAUUUCCGCUAUUUGUUUGCAAUGGCUGA
Molecule: messenger RNA, 244 nt
Organism: Hymenoscyphus albidus
Lineage: Eukaryota; Fungi; Ascomycota; Leotiomycetes; Helotiales; Helotiaceae
Source: the annotation of a GenBank genome assembly